Molecule: messenger RNA, 1207 nt
Organism: Diachasmimorpha longicaudata
Lineage: Eukaryota; Metazoa; Arthropoda; Insecta; Hymenoptera; Braconidae
Product: mitochondrial import inner membrane translocase subunit Tim29
Exons: 3
Coding region: 553-1158 (201 amino acids)
Biological process (GO): protein insertion into mitochondrial inner membrane
Cellular component (GO): TIM22 mitochondrial import inner membrane insertion complex
Source: RefSeq, a predicted model, not a curated record
ACAACGGGAUAUUAUUCAGAAUUUUAUUUGAACAUAUAGAACGCAUAUUAUGAUAAUGCGACAUCAACCACCUGUCGAUAGCCCCCUUAUUCCUAUCAGCAUCAAUAAAUAAUAUACAUACUGAGAAUAUAUUAUAUCAGCCAAUUGUGAAGAUAAAUACCAGUUGAUUUGUUGUGCAUCCGGAAUCAGUGUAACAUUGGUAACGGAUGCUAACGCUAUUGCAAAUCAGUAAAACUCCUUGGAACGAAAAGAUAAUAUUUCUUGCCAACAAAACAAGGAAUAUAAAUCUAUAAAACGUGCUUCACUCCGAUUUUUGCAGUUGAAUGUUUCAACAAAGGAGGCGGUGAACACGGUGACAUUCAACGUUUGUGCCAGUGAUCCGCCUGUGGUUCACGUAGGGAACAGCUGUGUGAACAAUGGCGACAUCUCCAACUAUUCUCUGCUCCAAAAUGGACCAAUCAACUGCGAUAUGUUUCAAACGCGAGUAAUAACCUAACACAUUAUCACGAUUCUUCUUCACUUGAAGAAAAUCAUUGUUAAUUGAUUUUUAAGAUGUCAGUAUUACGUACUAGUCUCGCGGGACGAAAUAAAUUGAGAUCUUUUGGUACUGCAGUUGUGGAUAGUGUAAAAAAUGUCGAAAAGUCGGAGAAAGCAAAGACAACUAUCAUAGAACGAUGGAAGUUAUAUUGGAAGAAUCUCUACCUUGAUUAUAAAGAUGUAGGUGUCGAUGUUGUUAAAGAAUGCAGAAAUCGUCCAGUCAAAGCAGGAGCUUAUUUCUCAGUUCUAGCAGGCUGCUACUACCUCUCCAAGACAAAUCCAGAUUUAUGCACCUUUCGAGAAGAACUCUUGAAAAAUUCUAUGCGACUGAUGUACGUUGGUGAAUCAACGCGGAAUCCCACUUCUAUGAGUCAUGUGUUGCACAUGAAAGAAUGCCUAAAUAACAAUAUCAUACGAAGGCUGAAUCUGGGGGUUAUGUCGUUCAUAUGGUUGGAUAAUUACAGUGAUCGGUGUGCGUUGUACAAAGUACAAUGUAACUAUUUGAAGCCCGAAUACACGAGCUUUCACGAGAGAAUUGUGGAUGUGGGGUUCUUAGGGAAGUGGUGGAUACUUGAGGAUAAAAUGAAGAAUUAUGACAUUAAUGAAAUUGAAUUUAGCUAAACUGAUAUUUAUUUUUUUGUAGAAAAUAAACUCUAGGAUAAUUUCAUCA